UUUCAACACCAUACUACUCUCUGUCAACUUUUGACAGAUCCCUCAGCUUCUCUCCAUCGGCUGUCUUGUGCGGGGAGCUCCACGAUGGAGCUCGACCUCAUAGUUCAUAGAUAUUGCAUCUGAUUGCACGACGUCUAAUCAUACUGAUUGGCUACCUGGGCAGUGAUUCGUACCUGCUCUGAAAGCCUAUAGUUGGGCAUUUUACUACCGUUUACGCCUCUACGAGUAUAGGAUUGGCGAAGAAAACCCUUGCGUGGGGUACUUUUAGUACUGGUGUAGGGAAUGAAGUAUCCAGGGUUCGACCCCGCCGUAGUAAUUAUAGGGUGCCGGCGCGACCACAUUCUUCUAACUUUUAAACAAGUAGAAUUAUGUUAUAGCAUCCGCUACUUUGAAUUGAAUUGGCGGGGUCGAGGUAAUCCCUGGUCGCUGGGACAGACUGGCGUAUAUCAGAGAUGCCACUCCACGACGCAAUCCACGUGGCUCGUGCUGAACUAUUCGGACUACAUGAAUCAGCGGAUAGAAGCUGCACUUAAGGAAGAGAAGAACUCAGCUCGAGAGUCUUGCAAAGCGAUGCAACUCUUUACCUCUCAUCUCUUUAUUAUUUCUUCAGCGACUAGAAACUGGCGAUCGUAUAUCGAGAGUCUGCGCCAGAAGCUUUCUCGAUAUGAGACGAAAGUAUAUUCAUCGCGUAUCGAUGAGACGUACUUAGAUGACUAUAAAAUGGUUUUUGCAGAUGUACAGGAAGCCGCAGCUCUCAGCGACAAAGUGGCUGUAGCGACAGCUGUUAUCAUCAAGCAAAAAGACGUGCUUGCCAAAUAUACCGACUUACACUCCGGCCUUCAUGGAACAGAAUCUCCAACAAGUCAAUGCGACAUUGAAAAUACACUGGCGAAAAUAAGAACAGAUCUCCAACAUCAUCAUGGAGAAUUGGUAGCAUUGGCGCGGGCAGGAUCGAUGACUACUCAAUUGGUAAGGUAUAACAAGGGCAGAUAAACUGGGCUUGGAACUGAGGAUUCUGAUUACAAUGAUCUACUAGGGCUGCAG
Molecule: messenger RNA, 1044 nt
Organism: Xylaria bambusicola
Lineage: Eukaryota; Fungi; Ascomycota; Sordariomycetes; Xylariales; Xylariaceae
Exons: 3
Coding region: 283-993 (236 amino acids)
Source: RefSeq, a predicted model, not a curated record